AUGGAAGCGGGUGAAUUCGGAGGGUAUUAUGAAACGGGGAGUUUCAAAGCCGGAGUUAUAGGUGGAUCCAAGCCAAAGGUGGCCACUCCACCAGUAGUAGAUGCAAUUGCUAAUUACAAGAGAGAUAAUCCCACGAUGUUUGCAUGGGAGAUAAGAGAUAGAUUGCUGGCGGAAAAUAUAUGCUCCCAGGACAACGUGCCAUCCGUCUCUUCGAUAAAUCGAAUUGUGAGGAAUAAGGCAGCAGAAAAAGCGAAGCAUGCUCAUCAGCAGCAACAGGCGCAGCAGCAGGGUCAACCGCAGGGUCAGCCAGGUUCAGGUGGUUCUGUAUCAGUGAUAGCGCAUGCACCGGCAACGGCGGCUGGCAUUCCAACCAAUGCAACAGCACCAAAUGCCUACAGCAUCAGCGGUAUCCUCGGCAUCCCCGCACAUCAUCAAGAUCCAAACGGCAAUAGCAUCAAACGAAAACGCACUGACGACGGUAAGCACAAAAUUGUGAGGAAUAAGGCAGCAGAAAAAGCGAAGCAUGCUCAUCAGCAGCAACAGGCGCAGCAGCAGGGUCAACCGCAGGGUCAGCCAGGUUCAGGUGGUUCUGUAUCAGUGAUAGCGCAUGCACCGGCAACGGCGGCUGGCAUUCCAACCAAUGCAACAGCACCAAAUGCCUACAGCAUCAGCGGUAUCCUCGGCAUCCCCGCACAUCAUCAAGAUCCAAACGGCAAUAGCAUCAAACGAAAACGCACUGACGACGGUAAGCACAAGUCACUCAUAUCAAUCGACCAUCAAAUGAUUCAUAUUUAA
Molecule: messenger RNA, 795 nt
Organism: Fopius arisanus
Lineage: Eukaryota; Metazoa; Arthropoda; Insecta; Hymenoptera; Braconidae
Product: paired box protein Pax-5-like
Exons: 4
Coding region: 1-795 (264 amino acids)
Biological process (GO): regulation of transcription by RNA polymerase II; anatomical structure development
Molecular function (GO): DNA-binding transcription factor activity, RNA polymerase II-specific; RNA polymerase II cis-regulatory region sequence-specific DNA binding
Source: RefSeq, a predicted model, not a curated record